AUGGGUCCAGAUGAUGAUAGUGAGAUAGAAUAUGGGGGGCAUAAAUAUAAAGACGGGGUCAAAUACGUCGGUUCCUGGAAUCGUAAAGGACUAAAAUCAGGAGGGGGUCAUAUUUUGUUCCCAGAUGGUACAAGAUAUGAUGGAAACUUUGAAAAUGGAUUUUUCAACGGACAAGGAGUUCUGAGUUUUCCAGAUGGAGCCAAAUACGAGGGGGAAUUUUUACAAGGAUGGUUCCACGGGCACGGGAUUUUUUUGCGGGCCGAUGGUAUGAGAUACGAGGGCGAGUUCAGGGGUGGUAAAAUGAGGGGCCUGGGAUUGAUAACUUUCAGCGAUUAUUCGCAUGGUUUUCCCAAACUCGAGGGAUAUUUUGAGAAUUGCAGGUUGUUGAAAAAACAAAGCUGUCCAGAAACGGUUCUUAGAGCUCAUAUGGUGUCGAUCACGGCUCGGAAAAAUUAUGUAGAAAAUAUUUAA
Messenger RNA from Brassicogethes aeneus, 471 nucleotides. Lineage: Eukaryota; Metazoa; Arthropoda; Insecta; Coleoptera; Nitidulidae. The record is from the annotation of a GenBank genome assembly.